ACCUUUUCACAACAAAAAACACGGAAAAAAAACAAACAAGCGAAGAAAAGUAUUCUUCACCUUGGUUGGCUUAUUGUGUAUGUCUAUAAAUAUUCCAUUAAACACUUCUCUUAAAACCCAAAACCUUCACAAUCUCUUUCCCUCCCUCUCUCUUCCUCAACAUGACAUCAAGAACAUUCACAAGACAUUCCAGUCUCAUUCAUGUUUUUCUCCUGCUUUCUCUCGUUUUCUCAGGGAAUAUACUACAAACAGUAACGUCUCUUGGCAUCAAUUACGGACAAGUUGGGAACAAUUUGCCUUCACCGGAUAAAGUCAUUAACCUCUUGAGAUCUUUAAGGAUCACAAAAACAAGAAUUUACGACACUAACCCUCAAAUCCUUAGUGCCUUUGCAAAUUCAAACAUCGAGAUCAUCGUCACCAUCGAAAAUCAGGUUUUACCAUUACUACAAGAUCCUCAACAAGCUACCCAAUGGGUAGAUUCUCACAUUAAACCCUAUGUUCCGGCCACUAGGAUUACCGGAAUUAUGGUCGGAAACGAGCUUUUCACCGACGACGACUCUAGUUUAAUAGGAUACAUGAUGCCGGCGAUAAUCAACAUCCACAAAGCCUUGGUCCAAUUAGGUUUAGAUAGAUACAUUCAAGUCUCGUCUCCAAGCUCUCUUGCCGUCCUCGGUGAAUCUUAUCCUCCAUCUGCCGGAAGUUUCAAGCCGGAGGUUUCCUCCGUGAUGCAACAACUUCUAGAUUUCUUGGAAGCCACGAAAUCUCCUUUUUGGAUAAAUGCUUACCCUUACUUUGCCUACAAAGAUAACCCACAAGAAAUCCCAGUCGAUUACGUUCUAUUCAACCGUAACAUCGGCAUGACCGAUCCCAACACAAGACUACACUACGACAACAUGAUGUAUGCUCAAGUUGACGCAGUUGCUUUCGCGGCUGCGAAACUAGGGUACCGUAACAUAGAAGUUAGGGUUGCGGAAACAGGGUGGCCUUCAAAAGGAGAUGUCGGAGAGAUUGGAGCGUCUCCUGUGAAUGCUGCCACGUAUAACCGGAAUCUUAUGAUGAGGCAAUUCGCCGGAGAAGGAACUCCAGCGAGACGGAAUGCAAGACUCGAUGUUUAUAUAUUUGCGUUGUUCAAUGAAGAUAUGAAACCAGGUCCUACUUCGGAGAAAAACUACGGUAUAUUCCAACCAGAUGGAUCAUUAGCUUACAAUUUGGGAUUCUCUACAAUGUCGACAACGACGGCAAAUUCAGAAUCUGUCACUUAUUCAUCCUCUGCCACUAAGGUACGAUUAGUAUUAUGUGGUGAAUUUUGUUAGAAUUUGGAAUUAUUGGGGCCACGACGAGAAUAAGUUUGUGAAAGGACUAGAUGUGCAAAAUGAAUUAAUUCUCUGUUUUCUUCUUCUUUCAGGCAAAGAGGAGCUUGGAGUAUUGGACAAUUUUGAUAUUGGCGAUGGUUCAAGUUGUAAUGUUGAGACUAUUUUAGAGGAAAAGUUAUUGACAAUAUAAUAACGCGAUUGUUUAGGAUAUUUAUGUAAACAAUUUAAUUAUAAGCUUGAUAAAUAUAAUUUAUAUUCAAUUCAACAUUCAAAUGAAGUCGGUCAAUAGUGAAAAUUCUAAAUUUAUUGUUGUCGUUAACAAGUAAUUGACAUAUAUAAUAAAGAAACAAAGUUUACUUUUU
Molecule: messenger RNA, 1675 nt
Organism: Arabidopsis thaliana (thale cress)
Lineage: Eukaryota; Viridiplantae; Streptophyta; Magnoliopsida; Brassicales; Brassicaceae
Product: Glycosyl hydrolase superfamily protein
Exons: 3
Coding region: 162-1313 (383 amino acids)
Biological process (GO): carbohydrate metabolic process
Molecular function (GO): glucan endo-1,3-beta-D-glucosidase activity; hydrolase activity, hydrolyzing O-glycosyl compounds
Source: RefSeq, marked reviewed